UUUUUUGUGAAAAAAUGGUUCCAAUGUUGUUGAAGUUUAUUCAGUUCAACAUUUCAAGUUUGCUUUUGAAUGUAUUCAUCUAUCCAAGUGUUUCAUCUGUCAUCAUUGAAAACUUGCCUCCACCAGAGAAUCCGUUUUUUGCUAAGGAACAGAAGCUAUUGAAUCCAUUCAGGACAACAUUGAAUCAAGCCUUAACCUGUGGACAAUUGAUUGCAUCUCGAGGAUUUCAAUUCGAGCGUCAUUUUGUUACCACAGUAGAUGGUUAUAUACUUCAAUUUCAACGCAUCAUUAAUCCUUAUGCCAAAGCAGCUCGUGGUCGAAGUCUUAAACCUAUUCUGGUCAUUCACGGUGCACCGACUUCAUGCAGUAGCUUCAUGAUUAACGGACCUGGUGGUCAUAUACAGGAAUGGAUCAACGGUAAUCCUCCCAAUGAUACAUCCAAAAGCCUUGCCUUUGCUUUGGCUAAUCGUGAGUUUGAUGUUUGGCUCGGAAACAACAGAGGCACCACUUACUCGUUGAAUCACACUUCCCUCAAUCCAUACAAAGAUCGUCAAUUUUGGGACUUUACAUUCGUGGAUAUGGCCAUGUAUGAUAUACCUGCUAUGGUCGAUUACAUGAUCCAAGAAACUGGCCAUGAGAAAAUUGUUUGGAUUGGUUAUUCACAAGGAGCUAUUUUAAUGCCUGUACUGUUAGCUAAGUAUCCCGAGUUUGCCCAUAAAUUAGAUUUGAACAUUAAUGUUGCUCCAAUAGCGUUUUAUGGUGACCCAAAUGGCAUCGCAAACCUUGUACCACGAGCGAGAUUCCUCUUAAAAAUUGCAUCCAUUUAUCAAGGACCUGUGAUUCCCUUUUUACCAGUUUUGGACGCCAUAACAUCGAUUCUCUGUACAAGUAACAUUCUCAACCCAAUUUGUUUUGAGAUUUACAAUUACUUGUUUGGACCUGAUCGUCCGAUGGUUUCACGAGACCAAAUCAAAGAGCUACUCAGUCAAGUAGAUCAGACUUCGUUUAAAAACGCCUUACAUGUAUUGCAGUCUAUCAAUUUUGAUCAAAUUCGUGAAUAUGAUUAUGGUCCAUUGAAAAAUCUUCAAUUGUAUGGUUCAAUUGAACCACCAGUGUUUCCAUUCGAAAACAUUCCUACCUACAAUUUGGUUCUCAUUAGUGGAUUAAAUGACUAUUUAGCACCUCCAAAAAACGUUCAAAAACUAAGAAAUAUUUUAAGAGGCCCACCUUUGGUUGACUACGUUGUCCCAUGGCCUCUAUGGUCUCAUACCGACAUUUUACUUGCUGAUGAAGCCUUUUAUCUAAUGCACAAUGUUAUUAUUGAAAUAAUCCGUAAAUAUGGCGAGGAUAUCGAAGUUUCAUUGUAAAAUCAUCAAGAAACAGUAACUUAAUCCUAUUUUCAUAAUUAAUUUAGCUAUUAGGUUAUUUUCAUGAAAAUUACCCAAAACCAGAAAGCGCUUGGUCAUGGCUUAUAAAACAAUUGACCGAUGAAAUAAAAACAAUUGUAUUUAAAAAUUUAAAUUUUUGCCAGUUUUACUUUCGCGUCAAAACCAUUGGCUCGUUCAAGUGUUUUUAUUUCACAAUUGUGGGAGACAUGCGAAGUCAUUGUCAGCUCGUUUCACUUCUACUCAGCCACUCACGUUUCAGCUUAAAUCUGAUGGCAAUGUAAACAAGCUUAAAUUUAAAGAUUGUUACUAGGAAAAUCAACUUUUAUGGUUAACUGUUAAUUGUGAAUUAAGUGAAUUUGUUUGUCAGUCGCCCAGGCUGCUACCAGUCUAAAGUCAGAUCAGAUACAGUAGCUUAGCUCGGAGAGUGUGGUGUUUCAAGCGUUGACCAUCCAUUGUAAAUGUCACUCAACGUUACCCAAAACUGAAAUACAAAUUGAAAUAAAAACCAGUUACAAUGGACGAAAUGGAUAAUGAAGUGGACGAAUCGAAUAAUGAAAGCGACGAAAUGGAUGCCAGCUCCGCUAGCUCCGAUGCCUUUGAUAUAACUAAAAUCAACGUCAAUUUUUUAGGUGAAUGGUAUGCUGUAAUGAUUGAUUGGAAUGCUCCUUAUGAAUAUAAACAGCAACAAGUAAUUCAACAACUUUCAAAAUUAACUGGAAUACCAGUUGUAUUUACAACAGGUUUCCAUGUGCACGAAUUGCACCCACGAGGUCGUGUGAUUGAAGAUUGGCAUGAAAUCAGACGUAUUGAGAUUAAAAACGAUGUACUCUACAAGCUCCGUCCUGUUAAGAAUUUUCAUUGUCCCGAUAUCUUUACGAAGAGAAACAUGCUUGGCCCAUGUAUUGUGGAGGAUGAGCUUUAUUAUCUCGCAUUCACGAUUGUUUUCGAACCAAGUUUUAUCUAUCGAACAGCUAUCUCGUAUGAGCUGGUGCCUCAAGUCGAGGUUGAUGAAGGAGAAUGCAAUUUACAUAUGUGUCAAACAGCUUGUACUGAACCUUUCUUAAAUAGGAUAAAGAGUAUUCUCGAUAACUAUGAAUUGAAUAAAGAACUUAGCAUGCGAAUCAUGCCAUUAUUUAAUGAUGGAAAUAAUUGGGAGGAAGAAGCGAAAAAAGUUUAUUAUGAAUACAAUAUUCUCCCAUUUUUUGAUGUUGUCUGCAGUUAUCGAUUCUCAGAGGAAAAUCUUUCUGGAAAUAGUCAUCAAAUGGAUUAUGAUUCAUGAUCAGAAUAUCGUUUUUGAUGAUGGAUGUCAAAUUGAUUUUUAUGCAUUUUUAUCUUCAUGAAAUUUCUAAGAACUGAUUGUAAAUAUUUGAUUAUAAUGAAUAAACUUUGACUAUGUUGGCUCCUGGCCUCUAUGAUCUCAUACCGACAUCUUAA
This is a messenger RNA of Tetranychus urticae (two-spotted spider mite), 2822 nucleotides long. RefSeq lists its product as uncharacterized. The record is from RefSeq and is a predicted model, not a curated record. Lineage: Eukaryota; Metazoa; Arthropoda; Arachnida; Trombidiformes; Tetranychidae.